AUGGCUCUACCACAUCUUGUAAAUGUGAUUGGGUUAAUGUUCCUGUGUAGAACUACAUUAAUAUACUCCUCCUCAUCUUUGUCUUCUCCACCCUUUGGUUUGAAACUGGGCUCAUCUCUCUCAGUGGAGAAAAAGGGGGACUUCUUGAUCUCACCAAAUGGCUUUUACACUGCCGGAUUUUACAGGGUAGGCGAGAAUGCUUAUUGCUUUUCAAUAUGGUUCGCGAAAGCUUUAUCAGACCGAAAUCGUACUCUAGUAUGGAUGGCCAACCGAGAUUUACCAGUCAACGGGAAGUUCUCAAAACUUUCGUUGCUGAAAACUGGAAAUCUUGUCUUAAGGGAUGCAUAUCAACGGUUGCCUAUAUGGACGACAACUACUCGAGAUUCAACGAAAUCUGCUCAGCUGAAAAUGAACGAUUCAGGAAACCUUUGCCUACAAAAUAAACUUGGAAAAGUUCUGUGGCAAAGUUUUGACUCCCCAACAGAUACCCUUCUUCCCAAUCAACCACUCACGAAAGAUGCACCACUUGUGUCUUCAAGAAGCCUAACCAAUUACUCAUCAGGAUACUACAAGUUGUUCUUUGACAGUGAUAAUGUGGUUCGACUUGUAUACAGUGACCCUAAAUUGACAGGCAUCUAUUGGCCUAGUCCCGACGUACGAGCAUGGGAAUCUGGUCGGAAUAUCUAUGGAAGUCGAAGAAUUGCAACAAUGGAUUCUUCUGGUCAUUUCAUUUCAACUGAUGAUCUAUUAUUCAAUACAUCAGACGCUGGAGAUCAGCCUUUAAGAAGGUUGACGUUGGAUGUUGAUGGUAACUUCCGAGCCUACAGUCUGGAUGAGAUCACAGGAAUUUGGCAUGUUACAUGGCAAGCUCUUUCUAACACAUGCUAUAUCCAUGGAAGUUGUGGAGAAAAUAGUACAUGUUCCAACGACCCUGUCUAUGGUAGGAAAUGUUCAUGCCUACCAAAUCACAGGAUGAUCAAUCAUACAGAUUGGUCAUAUGGUUGUGAACCCGAAUUUAAGCCAACUUUAUGUGGUAAUGGUGAGGAUCAAUUCCUACAUCUUCCUCAUUUUGACUUCUAUGGAUAUGAUCGUAGAUACAUGCCUAAUACAACCUUAGAAGAGUGUAAGCAAGUUUGCAGAAAUAUGUGCGAUUGCAAAGGGUUCCAGUUCAAGAACGACUGGAGGAAAGGGUUUUCUAUUUGUUACCCAAAGUUCCUGUUGGUGAAUGGAUUAAGCUCAUCUGAUUUUAAUGGUUCCAUGUAUCUAAAGGUUCCAAAAGAUAUUCCCUUAUCUUCCAAAAACAUUAAGGUCGGUGAAGAGUUCAGUUUAAAAUGUUCCUGGAAGCCUGCAAUCCAACUAGACCGAACUUAUGACAUUAAUCGGCAAAAUAAAUCCAUACAGUUACUGAUGCUGAUAAUAACAAGUGUAUUUGGAGCAUUGGAGAUUAUCUGCAUAACAUACUUCUGUUAUGGAACUCGUUCACAUUCAACUACUGAAGGUUAUCUCCAAGCUGCGAGUGGAUUUAGGAGAUUCAGCUAUGCCGAGUUAAAGAAAGCCUCAGGAAAUUUCAGCAACGAUAUAGGGAGAGGAGGGAGGAGCCCAACAGGCGCCAAUCAGAGUGGGGGAUCAGAAGGAAGGCUAGAUAGCUGGGUGAGAGAAAAGAUCAUUGCCACUAGUGGACCGAAUGACCGGGUCGAAGAAAUUAUAAACUCAACAAUUGAAGGGGAGUACAACAAGAAGAGAAUGGAAAUUCUCAUUAAGGUGGCUUUACAAUGUUGUGAGGAAGAUAAGGAUGCAAGACCAACCAUGAGCCAGGUUGUGGAUAUGCUGAUGCACGUGGAAGAACAUCAUUAA
Molecule: messenger RNA, 1854 nt
Organism: Lactuca virosa
Lineage: Eukaryota; Viridiplantae; Streptophyta; Magnoliopsida; Asterales; Asteraceae
Source: the annotation of a GenBank genome assembly